Poecile atricapillus (Black-capped chickadee) is the source of this 2065-nucleotide messenger RNA. It is a transcript of the gene CABCOCO1, whose product is annotated as ciliary associated calcium binding coiled-coil 1. The transcript has 11 exons. NCBI's taxonomy places the organism in Eukaryota, Metazoa, Chordata, Aves, Passeriformes, Paridae. The coding region runs from base 579 to 1205 and encodes 208 amino acids. The record is from RefSeq and is a predicted model, not a curated record.
CAUGAAUCAAGUCUGUCACACUUUUGAUGUGGCUGCCAAGUCAACAGCACAGUCAUUCUGUCCUUGGAGAUUGAAGCCAUGAUCCCAAACCCUUUCCCAGGGUCAUGUGUCCCCUGGCUGCCCUCCCUGCAGGGCUCCAAACAGAGAAUGCCUGGUUUUGGCUGGCUGGUUCUUGAACUCAGUGCCUGAUAACUGGCUCACUGGUGCCCACAAUCUGCUCCUCUCCAAGAAAUGUUCUCUUGGACUGUCUAUCACCUUCCAACUAAAGAUCCCAAAGCACAUGGCCCAUUUUAUGCCUCCCAACACUCAGAAGAAUUAGCACAUCAUCACACAAACGAUCCAUGCUGGGUUCAGUCCAGGAAGGAACCAAAUUUAAAAGGAAACUGCAUGUGCACAAUUUGAGAUUUUUAAAUGGGAGCUUCUGCUAGAAGGCUUAUAGAAAAAUCCUGGCACACAUUGAGGAUGAAGUCCAAGAUCAGGAUGAUGUAGGUGGAAAGAAGAUUACUAAUAGGACAUUUAUUUCUCUUUCCCAAAUUAUUGCCUUGUCAGAAGAAAAUCUGGAAGGAGUUGAAAAGAAGAUGGAAGAAUUUCUGAAUCUUACACAACUAAAGACAUCUUUGAAAGAAGCUAUUUUACUAGAUUAUUAUACUGCAGGAUUUUGGUGGGCUAAAGAAAUGAACUUCAGUCUUAUGCAACUCUCAGGAUUCAUGGAUCUAUUAAAUUUCACCUUGGAGAACCUCAGCAGCAAACAUAUGACCUUGGGAGAUAAUUUAAAAGAACUUGAAAGAGCAUUGGCUGAAAUAGGAGAAACUGAGUCAGCAGAAAGAGGUGACCUGAAUUUAUUCAGCAUUGAGCAAGCCAAAGCAAUCAUUGAUUACUUGGUUACCAGCUUAUUUAAAAACUAUAAAGCGUAUGAAUACCUCUUCCACAGUCGUGGAGAAGAACCUGUGAUAAGUAAUGAGAAUGAGAUUGAACUUGACCAACCUGCAGUUUCUCCCUCAGCUUCAGUGAUGGAAUCUCAGGGGUCUGACAAGGGGGAUUACCUGCAAGAGUCCUGUCCAGAGGCAGCAUCUUCCGAGGUGGAUGCUGUAGCUGGAGUUGCUGCUGAAGAUGAGAAGUCUGCAGUGUGUGAAAUCCCAAAUGAAAUUAUUGGCAACCUUGAGGCAGCCAUAAAUGAAAAGCUGCAAAUGCAGGAAGAAGCUUAGACUUGGAGAACAGAAAAACAAGUCCUAAAUAGCCAGAUAAGAAAGAUGGUGCUGGGUUUUUCAGGAAUUGGGCAGUAGGGGAUGGUACUCACAAAGGCUGGCUUGCUAUUGCUACCUGAACCAAAUUAUUUCUGUGUAGAGGAAAAUGGUUAACAUUUCAUUAACAGUAUUGGAAAGAUUUUCAUCCCAGUAGUAUUUCAUCCCAGUCCCUCAAAUUUACGGUGUUCUGCCAGUGAUGUUGUUUAGUUUAGACUUCAGUUGAUUAUAAACAGAAGGACACAUAAUUAAAACAUGUUGAAGUUCAGUUUAUUUCUGAAUACAAAUUCUAACUUUGUGAAAAAAAGCUGCAGUUUCAUUCUUCCAAUUGUGAAAUACUUAACAGUUUCUGCUUUACACCUAGGGUUUUUUUCAGGAAAUGUUGCUUGCUACAAGGAAAAUACAUAGAGAGAAAAUAUCAUUUUGAGGCACUGCAGAUAUAAUUAGGAGAGAAUUUAAUUAACAUGUAAUUACGCACCUUGCACUGUAGCUAUUCAUUAAUAAGAUGUAUGUUAUUUUGUUUUAAUUUUCUUUCUAAGCUUUAAAACAAAUUUAAUAGCUUACACUUCGUUCUUUCCACCAUAUUAAAAUUGCAUAAAUGAAGAGUUUGCACUUCAAUAUUCCCAAUAAGAGUUCCUUUAGAUUUCAGUAGAAUUUUUUCUGGAAUGCACGUAUCCUUUCAUCUGAGAAUGUUUCCAUAUUUUGUCAGACAUUAUAAAAAUGUUUCAUACUCAAAAGGAAUCCAACCAAAUAAAUGACCUCAGAAGAACCAGUUGAACUUCUAUGUUUCAAACUUGCGGCCUGUAUUAAUUGUGCCACAGAAC